Mercenaria mercenaria is the source of this 1728-nucleotide messenger RNA. Its product is annotated as zinc finger BED domain-containing protein 4-like. Bases 1 to 1728 code for a protein of 575 amino acids. Lineage: Eukaryota; Metazoa; Mollusca; Bivalvia; Venerida; Veneridae. The record is from RefSeq and is a predicted model, not a curated record. Gene Ontology annotation, molecular function: protein dimerization activity; DNA binding. The transcript is spliced from 3 exons.
AUGAACAGCCUUGAUCAGUUCGAUAUUCCACAAAAUGUAUCUGACAAAAAUGAGACGUUUAAGGCAAAGUGCCGCCACUGUUCCUCUGUUAUAUCAGGAAGCUACCGGAUAACAUCAAACUUCGUCACACACUUGAAGAGAAAGCACAGAGAAAUUCAUUUGGACACUGUUGGCCGAAAAUUCCAGGACAGUCCAUUGAGUCCGAAGAUAACAGGCUUUAUAAAGCAGGUCGGAACCAAAUACAAUCAUAGCGACCCGAAACAGAAGGAAUCAAUGAAUGCACUUGUGAAUUUUAUAGCUGGUGAUCUUCUACCAUUAUCUACUGUAGACAGUCAGUACUUCAAGUGUUUUGUUGCAAGUCUGGAUCCAAAGUUUCAGGUUCCCAGUAGAAGACACCUCUCAUCAAAGGUUAUUCAUGAAAAAGCUAGGCUUAUAAGUAAUACCGUGAAGUCACAACAAAAGCGAGCUGAAAACAUUUGUUUGACUAUUGACCUUUGGUCCAAUAGAUCUAUGAAAGGAUUUCUAGGAAUAACUGCACAUUAUAUAUUGGACUGGGAAAUGAAGUCUGCUAUGAUGGCGUGUAAACGAUUCAAAGGAAAACACACCGCUGAAAACAUUCUUCACGAGUACGAAGACACUAUUUCAAGUUUUGACAUAAAUGAUAAGAUAUUUUGUGUAAUAAGUGAUAAUGCCUCUAACAUGAUAAAGGCCUUCAAAUGUCCAAUUCCUGGAUUCUCCUCCCCUAGGAAGAGCAGCAAAGAUGACGAGUGUGAUGAUGAUGAUGAUGAAUCUUGCGAUGACAACGAUUCUGAUCAUGACUCAUGCCACGAACGAGAGGUUGUAUCAAGCAAGGCAAGUCUGGUAAAAAACAUUGAAUCAACAUUUCCUCAACAUAAGAGAUGUUAUGCACACAGCUUACAGCUUGUCACCAAGGAUGGAUUAAAUGAAUGUGGAGCCAACUUCAAAAAGGUCAUAGCAAAGGUCUCAAAGAUUGUUGCACGUGUAAGGAAUUCUGUUCACGCCUCAGAAAUUCUGGAAGAUGAAAAGCGCUUACAAGCAGCUAAUGCAACCAGAUUGAAUAGUCAGUUGACAAUGAUCCAUUCAGUAAUGGCUGUUCCUGAAGAAAAGCUUUGCGAGCUUGGCCUAGCUGUACAGCUUUCUGCUUACGACAGAAAGAUCUUAAAUGAACUUAGCAGCAUCCUGGAACCUUUUGAAAAAGCAACCAUUAUGUUACAAACAGAGAGGACUGCUAGUGCAACAAUUUUAGAUCCAAGAUUCAAAUUACACUGGAGCAGAUCUGAAUCUGUUGGACAUCAUAUCAGCAAGCUGAAGGACAAAGUUGCUGACGUUUGCUGUGUGACUUCAGACUCAGAUGCUAGUUCCUCACCUACCAAGAGAGUAAAGUCUGACUAUUUCUUCAGCUUUCUACCUGAAUCUACACCAACACGCAAAAGAAACCAAUCAGGUGUUAUACAUGAGGUAGACUCCUAUUUAGAUGAGCCUCAUUUGGAUUCAAAGGAGGAUCCAUUAGUUUACUGGCGAAAGAACAAUACUGCACACCCCUCAUUUGCAAAAUUGGCCACCAAAUAUUUGUCAAUACCUGCAACCAGUGCACCUGUUGAAAGAUUAUUUAGCAUUGCUGGGAAAGUGUUUAGGCCAGACAAAAUGCGUCUCACUGACAAAAAAUUUGAAACUCUUAUGAUAUUGAAGUAUAAUGGUGAAAUGUGA